AAUACGGAUUUAAAAGAAAAAAGGAAAGAGGUGGAGUUUCUAACGGAUAUCAGAUUAUUUUCACUAAUCAAAUACAUAAAGACAAAAGGAAAUUUUCUAUUUCAAUGUGUCCGUAAAGGGUGAAUGAAAAGGCCUAUAUAAACAGGAGUCCCUUUCUCAUCCUCCUUUCUCACCACUACUAUCUUCUUAUUGUUGUUUUAUUAUAUUUCUCCCAGAGAGAUUUGAUUCAUCGCCAAGAAAAAGAAAAGAAAAGAAACUCUGCGGCUUUUCGAGGAGGAAGAUGGUGACCCGUGAUGAUGAUGAUGUUAACAAACACGGCGAGGGUUCUUCUCAGGAGGGGGAGAAGAGAUGCUUUGAUCUUUUUGCGGCGCUGCUUCACGCUUACGGUGACGACGAAACAAGAGCGAGACGAGGACAAGACGUGCAAGCGAGAAACAUGCUUAUGAUCCACACUAUCACUAGUGCAGCCACCAACACUUUCUUGCGAGGCAAGCGAAAGAUUGAUGUUGAGUGCAAGAAUCAAGAAAACACUGCUUCAUCUUCAAGUUCGUCCCACGUCGUUGAGUCAAAGAGGCGUCGUGUGGUGGAGUCCAAUGACGAACCCAUCAGAGCACAACCGAUUAGAGAAAUCAAACCUCCGGUUAAGGAAAGAAAGAGACCGGUUAAGCAAAAGGAACCGGUCAGAAGAGAGCCUGGGGUGACGCCCGGAUGGUUGGUUGAGCUGAUGAGGAGAAAAAACGGCGUGGAUGCGAAGCUGGUGAUAGAGAAGGUGAUUACAAAGACCGAUCUCAAGCCAGACCAAGGACGUCUCUUGAUCCCCUUUAAACAAAUAACAGAGAACGACUUCUUGAACGAGAGAGAGUUGAGCAUCGUGGAGGAGCAUCACAGAGCAGAUCGUGAUGAAGGACUCAAAGGAGUUGAUGUGAUCUUGUUGAAUAGUAAUGAUGCUGAGCGGCAAUGGAACGCUAAUCUGAGGAUAUGGGGGAUGAGGAGCAGUUUCAACUACGCCUUGUGUUCUGGUUGGAACCAGUUCGUCAAGGAAAACGACUUAGAGGUUAACCAGACUCGUCGCCUAUGGUCCUUUCACUCUCGAGAUGGGACGCUCUUUCUUGCUUUCAAUCCUCUCACUCCAGCUCAACCACAAUCUCAAGAUGAGGGUAUGGCUCUAGCUUUGGUUCCAUUUAACCCUGAAGCUUCAUCUUCAUCCAUCGCUCUGGUUGUAACUUGUGAGGAGGAUCCGUUUGUGUGUGAAGAGAGAAACAGGAGACUUUUACCUAAAAUUCCAAGGAGUAGCAGAUCUCCUCGUGUUUGUGUUUCGCCUCCAACAAGUGACUCCAGUAACCUCUACCUCGACGAGGGUUUGGAUCUAAACAGAACACCACCUCCAGAGAUGGAUCCUCUCGAGGCUGUACAAGAGAGGCAUAUUAGGUGGACAUCACAGGAAGCCAUCACAGAGACCUCACUAGUAUCCUUCACAGAGACGACCACGGUGGACCUAGAGCUCAGGUUGUAGCUAGAGAUUCCUGGGGGAAACAGCUCUGCUAUGUGACUUGGUCUUUGUUUAUUCUGAACCCUAGCUUUCUCUAUUGCCGUGUCAUGCAAGUAUAUUCUUUUAGGCAUUCAAAUGAAUUUUUUGGUUAUUCUUUUUUCCUUAUUGUUGAGUGUUGUAGCUACCUUGAUCGUAUGAAUGGAUGAUAAACAAUGUU
Messenger RNA from Brassica napus (rape), 1706 nucleotides. RefSeq names its product B3 domain-containing protein At2g24670-like. The transcript has a single exon. Lineage: Eukaryota; Viridiplantae; Streptophyta; Magnoliopsida; Brassicales; Brassicaceae. Gene Ontology annotation, molecular function: DNA binding. The coding region runs from base 281 to 1513 and encodes 410 amino acids. The record is from RefSeq and is a predicted model, not a curated record.